Molecule: messenger RNA, 3248 nt
Organism: Bufo gargarizans (Asiatic toad)
Lineage: Eukaryota; Metazoa; Chordata; Amphibia; Anura; Bufonidae
Gene: GCLC
Product: glutamate-cysteine ligase catalytic subunit
Exons: 16
Coding region: 110-2008 (632 amino acids)
Biological process (GO): glutathione biosynthetic process
Cellular component (GO): glutamate-cysteine ligase complex
Molecular function (GO): glutamate-cysteine ligase activity
Source: RefSeq, a predicted model, not a curated record
GACUGCGGUGGGCGGAGCUGUGUGACAGAGCGGCGUGAGAGCGCGCGGGGCAGACUUUCUCACAGUCCGUCCGCUCAGCACCGGGGGCUCAGUCACGCACACUGCAGUUAUGGGUCUCCUGUCUCAGGGCUCCCCGCUCAGCUGGGAGGAAACCAAGAAGCACGCGGACCAUGUGCGGCAGCACGGCAUCAUCCAGUUCUUAAACAUUUACCACAAACUGAAGGAGCGCCAGAAGGACGUGCUGAAGUGGGGCGAUGAGGUGGAGUACAUUUUGGUUGCCUUUGAUCAUGAAAAGCACAAGGUACGAUUAGUGCUUAACGGAGAAGAAAUGCUUGAUACACUUCAAGGCCGAGGUGAAAAAAUAAACCCAAACCAUCCUACUCUUUGGAGACCUGAGUAUGGAAGCUAUAUGAUUGAGGGGACUCCUGGCCAGCCCUACGGUGGAACAAUGUCCGAAUUUAACACAGUGGAAGAUAAUAUGAGGAAACGACGCCAGGAAGCCUCUUCUUUGCUUUCAGACUACGUCUCAAUUUGCACAAUAACUUCCUUUCCGAGAUUGGGAUGUCCUGGAUUUACCUUUCCAGAAUUUCAACCAACUCCAGUGGAACAAGGAGCCUCCAAGUCUCUCUUCUUUCCAGAUGAAGCGAUUAACAAGCACCCUCGGUUUAGUACUUUAACCAGAAAUAUUCGACACAGGCGUGGUGAUAAAGUAGCCAUAAAUGUUCCAAUUUUUAGAGACCAAAAUACUCCCACACCAUUUAUUGAAAGAUUUGCAAAUGAUCCUGGUGACGAAGGAAAAGCAGCAUUACCUGAUCAUAUAUACAUGGAUGCCAUGGGUUUUGGGAUGGGCAACUGCUGUCUUCAGGUAACUUUCCAGGCGUGCAGCAUUUCAGAAGCCAGAUGUCUUUAUGACCAGCUAGCAACAAUAUGCCCAAUUGUAAUGGCUUUAAGUGCUGCUGCUCCAUUCUACAGAGGCUAUGUAUCUGAUAUUGACUGCCGGUGGGGCGUUAUAUCUGCCUCUGUAGAUGAUCGCACUAAAGAAGAACGGGGCCUGGAGCCUUUAAAAAAUGACAAAUAUCGAAUCAGUAAAUCUCGGUAUGAUUCUAUAGACAGUUAUCUGUCUACAUGUGGUGAAAAGUACAAUGAUAUUGACUUAACUAUAGAUAAAGAAAUCUAUAGCCAGCUAACAAGAGAAGGGAUUGACCAUCUCUUGGCUCAACACAUCGCACAUCUAUUUAUCCGAGAUCCUUUGACCUUGUUUGAAGAGAAAAUAGAUCUGGACGACUCCAAUGAAUCUGAUCAUUUUGAGAAUAUUCAGUCGACAAAUUGGCAGACUAUGAGGUUUAAGCCACCUCCGCCCAACUCGGAUAUAGGUUGGAGAGUGGAGUUUCGUCCUAUGGAGGUUCAGUUGACAGAUUUUGAGAACUCUGCAUAUGUAGUGUUUGUGGUUUUACUGACGAGAGUAAUUCUUUCAUACAAGUUGGAUUUUCUAAUUCCUUUGUCAAAGGUUGAUGAAAACAUGAAAGUGGCCCAAAAAAGAGAUGCUGUUAGGAAAGGCAUGUUUUACUUCAGAAAGGAUAUUUGUAAAGCUAGUAUAGCUCCUGUUGAUGGUUGCUGCACAGCAGUUAAUGGGACAGAAGCUGAAGAAUACACUCUAAUGAGCAUUGAUACAAUAAUCAAUGGAAAGGAUGGUGUGUUCCCAGGUUUAUUACCAAUUCUCAAUUCCUACCUUGAAAAUAUGGAGGUUGAUGUAGAUACUCGCUGCACCAUCUUAAACUACCUUAAACUUAUCAAGAAGAGAGCGUCUGGAGAGCUGAUGACCGUUGCCCGAUGGAUGAGAGAAUUUGUAUCAAAUCAUCCGGAUUACAAGCAAGACAGCGUGAUCACUGACAGAAUUAAUUAUGACCUGAUAGUGAAAUGCAAUCAAAUAGCUAAUGAACAGGCGAGCUGUCCAGAGCUGCUGGGGUUUUCAACUAGAGUAAAGCAAAGUGGGAACAAAUAUGUAUGAUGGGACCUAUCGCCUAUAAAGUGUACGGUCAGUCCUGGUGGUAUGGUGACCAAGGGGCGCUGCACUUAAGGCGAUCUGAUUUUAUGUAGUGGUAGCUUCAUAAUGAAUCCGAUUAACAAUUAUACAGUAUACAUGUAAAUAGUAAAAUAUUUUUGACUAACAAUGUAUUUGGUUAACAUUGUAUUAUGUUACUGUGAAAUUAGCUUAUUUUUAUGUAUACUCUGGGAAUACAGUUCUGUUCAUUUAGUUCUACACUAAGUUACCAAUAGGUGUAUGUAAUUCAAGGUUUUAUCUUUUUUUUGUUUUUAAAGGAAUGUGUAGAAUGGCAGCCCUUUUAUAACCAAUGUACAAAAAAAAUUGGCAAGUUUCAGAACUACUAUAUCAGAUUAUAAAGUUGCCAAAUGAAGCAGGCGGGUGAAAGUCCUCUGUGCUGAAGCUAGCACCUUUUGCCCAAUGGACUGGCGUUGCCUCGGGGAGACGUGUAUUCCGUGAUUUGUCAAACCAUUUUAAUUCCACAGUACUGAUCAGCCAGAUUCCCACUCUGCAUGUUUUAGGAAAAAUGCUGCUUGGGCCUCAUGUACACAACUGUCUGCAAACCUCGGACCCAUAAAAUAUAGACGCCUUCUGUGUGCAAUCUGCAUUUUUCUCACUCCCGUUACUAGAAAUGACCCAUAGAAAUGAAUGGAUCCAUAUGCAAAAAAUGCAGAAUCAAACACAGAUACAAAAAAGGUUGUGUUCGUGAGGCCUUAGGCUUUUUUAUUUUCACAUGAGCAGUUAAAAUGACUUCAGAACUCCAGUUUUGAUAACUUGACUUGUGCUGUAGGAUUUGCCUAUAGUACUUUUCAGAGCAUGUCCAACUGACAACCUCAUUGGCCUUAAAACUUGAGUGCGUUAUGUACAAAGAACGUUAGCCUGAUUUUAUGUGAGAUUUUGUAAUAUUUAACUGUUUGUAAUACUGCUCUUAUCUGUUGUAAAGGAAUUAUAACUAACUGGUUGUUGACUGCAAGUCCAGGUUUAUUUUAAUAACUGAAUAUAAAGUGGGUUGUUACCGUUCUAUUACUUGUCUGUAUAAAUAAUAUAUAUAUAUUACGGAUGUGAUGUUUAAACUUUUAUUCCAGUAGCUGAACUUGCGAUGCUUGCCUGCUAUAGUUAUGCUAUAAAGUCUGGAGAAGAACGGUCAAUUGUUCUACAGCAUUAUUUUAAUCCUGAUGUAUAUUUAAAAAUACAUAACUGUUACCUA